AUGGAUGAUGAAAUAGAGGAGUUGGAGAGUGUUCUCUCGCAACAUUUUGGAAAAACACCCGUUUCGACACUAUAUGCUUCACAAGAACUCUGUGAUUCGCCAAACGGAAAUGAUGAGGUCGAUACAGACGAUGGUCCUCAUGACAUCAAUGUUAUAGUGCAAGGGCGCGUUCGCGAUAACCUUUUUCAGCAAGAAAGCGUUGUUGAAGAAGAUGAAGAGAGUGAUGAUGUUGAUGAUACGGAGGAUUUUGCACCUUCUAACGAUGCAGAAUUUUCGAAAAUACAGAAAUUCUGCUCUGAAGGGUGUGGUUGCAACCGUGAAUGCGCUAAAGCACUUAGUGCUGAAAAGGUGUUUGUACACAUUCUGACCGUCAGAGAAAUGGAGAAAAAUGCUAAAGCCCUUUACCUGAUGGGCAUAUUGCAGGACGACAGAAGUUCUGAUGUCACCAAAAGAGGAAUGAAAAGGCUGCGUUAUAGAUACACGUUUAAGUUCAGUGGCAAACUAGUGUGUCGAAGAACAUUUCAUGUGUGCUAUGAUAUCGGAAGAAGUGCACUGAAAGGUAUAAUGUCGCACAUGUUAGAGCAUGGGGUUGUGCCAAAAAACCAUGGAAACAAGGGCAGACGUCCUAAGCACGCGCUAUGCUUCGACGACGUUCAACGUGUUGUGGCGUACCUUCUGAAUUGUGCAGAGCGAGAGGGAAUUCCUUUGCCAGCCGCACCACGAGGACGGGAUAAUAUUCCACAAAUAUACCUGCCGGCGAGCACAACAAAACUCGACCUGUUCAAGGAUUAUCAGCAGAAUUGUGCGUCGAACAUAAGGAUUGUCAAACUCACUGCUUUCAAAUCCAUUUGGUCAAGCUGCGUGCCAAAUAUACGUAUCGCCUCUCCACGGGAUGAUGUCUGUGCCAUCUGCGAAAAUUUACGGAAACGCGUGGUGGACGCUAUAGAAGAGGAUGAACAAUUGGAGGCGACAGACGCAUACGGUGACCAUAUCAGACAGGGUAAAAGGACCCCUGAAUCGAAUGCUGAACGUUUCCACCAUUUCACGUUUGACUUCAGCCAGAGUGUGAGUCUUCCACAUCAUUGCAACCAAAUGGGCCCGCUGUAUUUUCUAUCCCUUAGAGAAGUACACAUCUUUGGAUUUCGACUAGACGGUGAGCCACGGCAGCUGAACUUCAUCAUUGACGAAAAUGAGACGAUUGGGCAAGAUGGCGGCGACGCUCAAGGCCCGAAUGCCGUGAUCUCCAUGAUCGAUUGGGCGAUCGAGAACCAUGCUCAAAAUCCUUUAACUUUUGCCAUUCAUGCUGACAAUUGCCCAGGCCAAAACAAAAAUCACUUCUUGCUCGGCUACUUCAUGUGGCGAGUAAUGACUGGACAACAACAAACAAUCGAAUACAUGAUGCAGAUCCCAGGACCGUUUGUGUCCUGA
Messenger RNA from Dreissena polymorpha, 1428 nucleotides. RefSeq lists its product as uncharacterized. Lineage: Eukaryota; Metazoa; Mollusca; Bivalvia; Myida; Dreissenidae. The coding region runs from base 1 to 1428 and encodes 475 amino acids. The transcript is spliced from 5 exons. The record is from RefSeq and is a predicted model, not a curated record.